AGCGUUUCUUUUGUAGCGUGUGCAUCAGUCUAUAAUAAAGUUCGAACCGGUAUCAUCGAGUGGCAUUUGAAGCAACGUCGACGAUAGCAUAGGAUACCUCGAUCUAUAAAAGGCGAAUGCAAAGAUAAACGCUCGUCAGUAGCAUCGCGUUCGUAAUAUCUGGAAAACGAAGUAUUACUUGAAAUAAGAGAGUUCAGAAUUGCCUGCCGGUUGAAUCUCAAAGAUGAAUCCGCACGUAAUUAUCUUGCUGAGCCUGGCGGCAAUAAUAUCAGCGGCGAACGAGCCGAUAGCUAUCAUCAGGCAGGAGCAGGACGUCAGCCCGGACGGUAGCUUCUUCACGAAAUGGGAGAGCGCCAACGGGAUAACCUUCGAGGAACAGGGGGUGCAAAAGAAUUCCGGUCAGAAGGACAAAGAGGCCGAGGAGGUGCGCGGCUCGGUCACGUGGACCGCGCCUGACGGACAGAAGAUUAAUCUCGGCUGGCUGGCGAACGAGAAUGGCGCCACUUUCCAAGGGGCGCAUCUGCCGACUCCGCCACCCCCGCCGGAAAUUCCGCCUGUCAUCCAGCGCGCCCUCGAGUGGAUAGCCGCUCACCCUUACAAGGAGGAGAUAAACAGAGUGUAAUCGCUGAUGCGGUUUUGCUACAAACAAGCUUUGACCGAUCAUGUAGUUGUACAUGUUUAACUUGACGUCGUAUGUGAAUAAAAUUAAAAAGAAAAAAAAAGAAUUUAUAUAUAAAAAUCUCUUCUGUAUACUCUAAACAAACCUGUCAUUUCAUUCCUUGUGAGUGUAUUCAACGACUUGAUGAAACAAUCACGCGUGCUGUGUACGAUUAAUUGGAGUAAUUGUGAUAAACUGGGAUAAAUAUGUGAUAUUGAAACGUUUCGCCAGAGGGAUAAACUCAGUUACAAAAUUAUUGAAAUUGAUAACAGCUUGUUUAAUAUAUAUUAUCAGAUUAUUAAGAAGUAAUUACGCUAUCAAUUAUAACGUUGCAAAAUAUGACGUUAUACACGCAGUGUUUGCUUCGAUAUAACAUAAUUAUCUUGUUUGACUGUAUAAUUUAAACGAUUCUAUCUUCCAUCGGCUUACCGCAGAGAAUGGAGUAUGCAAGGAUAAGGGAGGGGGAGGGGGAGAGAGAGAGAGAGAGAGAGAGUUAUUGAUUUAAGAUCAAAACAUCUUGUAAACUUUAGACCUAAUAAUGCAUAAGUCUGUACAGGUCCACGAAUAUAAAUUUAUCCAUCGGUCACUUCGGAUGUA
Nylanderia fulva is the source of this 1255-nucleotide messenger RNA. Its product is annotated as endocuticle structural glycoprotein SgAbd-8. Gene Ontology annotation, molecular function: structural constituent of chitin-based larval cuticle. NCBI's taxonomy places the organism in Eukaryota, Metazoa, Arthropoda, Insecta, Hymenoptera, Formicidae. Gene Ontology annotation, cellular component: chitin-based extracellular matrix. The record is from RefSeq and is a predicted model, not a curated record.